AUGGCCGGUGGUCAACAUCACCACAGAAUUAACAUGGAUAAAUACCAUCCAGGUUACUUCGGUAAGGUCGGUAUGAGAUACUUCCACAAGCAACAAGCUCAUUUCUGGAAGCCAGUCUUGAACUUGGACAAAUUGUGGUCCUUGAUUCCAGAAGACAAGAGAGACCAAUACUUGAAGUCUGCUUCCAAGGAAACUGCUCCAGUUAUUGACACCUUGGCUGCCGGUUACGGUAAGAUCUUGGGUAAGGGUAGACUUCCAAACGUCCCUGUCAUUGUCAAGGCUAGAUUCGUCUCCAAGUUGGCUGAAGAAAAGAUCAGAGCCGCUGGUGGUGUUGUUGAAUUGAUCGCUUAA
This is a messenger RNA of Saccharomyces kudriavzevii IFO 1802, 351 nucleotides long. It is a transcript of the gene RPL28, whose product is annotated as 60S ribosomal protein uL15. The coding region runs from base 1 to 351 and encodes 116 amino acids. The transcript has a single exon. Gene Ontology annotation, cellular component: ribosome; cytosolic large ribosomal subunit. Gene Ontology annotation, biological process: translation. The record is from RefSeq and is a predicted model, not a curated record. NCBI's taxonomy places the organism in Eukaryota, Fungi, Ascomycota, Saccharomycetes, Saccharomycetales, Saccharomycetaceae. Gene Ontology annotation, molecular function: structural constituent of ribosome.